UUAGUUUGUGGUGGAACUGAAGCUUUUUCGUGAGGCGUGGUGCUUGAAAUGCAAACAACAGUUUUGUGUUAGGCGAAGUUGUGCACACUUUGCUACUGGAUGGUUGUUUUCGUCGUUUAAUGCCCAUACGUUUGAGUCAAAAUAUUUGCCCGUUGUGUACCGUUAAGCCUACCGACCAUGGACUUGGACGACACGGACACUCUCGUAAGUUGGACACUUACAGUGUUCGGCGAACUGCCCUUCGACCUUGUUGAAGAGACGUGGAUCAGCGCGGCGUGGGAUAACAGGUACACCGAUAUAAGUCUACCCGAUGUCGAUUUGUUAGAAGCUGUCGAGGGAAACAGCUAUGCCCUCUUGGACGCACUGUCAACUGCGUGCGACGUUUGCCAGAAGUGGUGUCGCUUUUCGGACACUGAUGUCGACGUAGGCGAGGAAGACAGUAGUCACGACAAGUUUUGGAGAACGCUCGUCGACAAUGGCGUCCAUUACAAAGCGCUGCUGGGCCUGGUAUACUUGGGAAUCGGGCAAGGUAACUCGCCAGGUGCCACCCUCGUCAAGAAGAAGAUAGCCUUGCGUUUUUCUAAGCUCUACUUCAAUGUGGUGCUUGUGCCGGGAAGCUCGGCGUACAGAAUUUUUCAGGAGAGCCUGUUCCAAAGCGCUAUCCAGUGCUUUCGUCUUCCGAGUAAGAACACCAACCUGAGCGGAGAUGGAACAGGAGCCAGAAACUCGUCUCAGAGCGGGAGCGCGCGAGGUGGCGGUCGCGGUAGGCGAAAGCAGUCUGCCACGGCUACCCCUGCUGACGACACUGACGCAAAUGAGAGUACGACUGUCGAAAGUGAGACGAUAUCUGAGUCGAUGCUUCUCGACUUUAUGACCUGUAUGACUGAUUCGCUGAAGGACCUCGUUUGGGCGCUGCAGACGUUCAGUUUGCGCUCCUACGGUGAGGUGACUGACUUCCUCAUCCAACACAUGUGCGAGCUGGCGCAGCUCGACAUUCCCGGUGCGGACGUGCGUUUCAACGUCGGCCUGGAGCAGCAGUUCCGCGGCUGCCACUACCGCCAGCUGACCUCGUACGCCUACUGCGCGCUCAAGCUUCUGUGCCUGCCGCAGCACGGCGAGCCCGCCGACAACUUCCGGACCAUCACCAAGAGCCUGAUGCCGCACCUGCUCAUGUUGGCCGCCGGCAACGCGCAGACCGUGACCCGGCCCUUCGCGAACAUCCGGGACAACGCGGUCGCCUUCAUCUGUCACGUGAUGCAGACGUGUGACGACACCCUCAAGGACAGCUUCCAGGACGUGGCCAUCAUACUGAUCCACAACGUCGCCUUCCACGCCGUGGACCGGACCGACUUCAGGCUGAAGACCACGCACGCCGUACUCAUGAUCAUGGGCGAGCUGACGGAGGAGCGCUUCAAGCGAGUCGUCCAGUGGUUCAUCAAGCUCACGACUGUGCCGUUGGCCAACCGUCGCAUCUUCGCCCUCGAGAUGAUCUUGGCCCUCAUAUGGGAUGAGAGGGUGGCUGACAAGCGGUCGGAACUGCUGCUUGCUGCCAUGAAGCGGUGCAACGACAAGGCAGCUACGGUCAAGACCAAGGCACUGUCCGUGCUUGCGAGUGUGACGAAUGAACAGCCUGACCUGUGGACGCCCCUGCUUAAGGUGUCCAACCCGGUCGAGCCUGGAGACGAGGGUGAAGGCGAACAGGUGGCCGUUGAGGACGACAGACUCUCUCAGCUCAUGGAGGUGCUCAAGUAUCGGGCGGAAGACUCUAAAGUGAACGUGCGCAAAGCGGCGCUCUCUCUGCUGCAGAACGUUCUCUGCGCCAGCGGUGACUUCAUCAAGGAGGAGUAUGUGGAGAUUCUGAAGGAGAGCUGCCUGGACCUGGCAUUGUUGGUGCGAAAGCAGGCACUUCACGCCUUAACCAAGUGCCUGCGCGCGCACCCAGAGGAGGAGCUGCUGCUGCGGUUCUGGUUGGAAGGGGCGCUUCCGCUGGUUCUGGAUGCAGAGAACACUGUCAUGGAGAAGGCUGUUGAGGCUGUUGAGGAGCUGAUCCUGGGGCCCUUGUGCCUCUUGGUACCGGGGCCUGACGCCGACCUGGCCUGGCGUUUGCUGGCCCAGGUAUCUCAAGGACCAUUCCGUGAACACCACAAGUACCUCCAGCAAGCUGUCCUGCAGCUGAAUCGUUCUGAGAAGUUGCGGUCCAAUCAGCUGAACGUCCUCAAAACUUAUGUCGGGGGUCUCAACGACGCCUCUGUCUGGCUGCUGCUUUCCAAGCUUUCUCUAUGCUGUGACCUUGGCCAGGGCAACUUUGCCUUCAGCUACUGGAAGCAGCAGUGGGAGGAGCAGCCGGAAGGGUCGAACAACAUGCGUGCCUCCAACGAGACGGUCAACCACGUGCUCAUCGUCCUCAAGAAAGUGUCUCGCCACUUGCCAUCAAAUGCACUCCGAGAGCUAAUUGCAGAUCUGGAGCAGCGGCUCUCCCAGCUGAGUCUCCCUGUGGAGGUUAUGGCUAACACGGUGGACUGCUUGCACUGUCUCAAGCGUAACCUGCACCGUGAGCGCCCCGAACUGGGCGAGCGUGCCGUCCAGGUGUGGUGCAAGCAGAUGCUGGACAAGUGCCAGACAUUCCUUUCGCAGGCCGUCAUGGGAGCCAAGGGCGAGGACAGCACACACACGGAAGAGCAACUGGUGCGUCAUCUCGUGCUCCUCGGGGAGGCAGCUCAGCCCGCGCCUCGCGCCGUCUCCAGCCAGCUCCACGAACUCGUCCAAGCGUGCAUGACCAGUUCGGGUAGUCCAGAGCCCAUGUCGGAGCCCGUUUCCAGGGGGGAUGCUGCCAUGUCGGAGCCUGACGCCGAGAAAAAUGACAUUAAGGAGAAGAAACCAGCCAGGCGAUCUCGGGCACGACUGCCGGGUGGCGGAAAAAGCUGCCUACGAGCCACACGGCGUGUUCGUGCACAUGCAGUGGUCGUGAUGGGCAUGCUCUGCAUACAGAAUGAAAUGCUCGCAAAGACUGUUGUGCCAACCAUGGGAAAUUCCCUGUCAAGUAGUCAGGACCCGAUGAUGCGUGCCAACCUGAUAGUCGCACUGACUGACAUGUGCAAGCGUUACGCCGUCCUGGUUGAUCCGUACUUACCCGUUGUGACACGGUGCAUUAAAGACUCAGUUCCAGCUAUUCGCAGCUUGGUCCUGACAUGUCUUCUGCAGUUGCUGCAGCAGGAUUUUGUCAAGCUGCACGGACGGCUCUUUUACCGUCUACUUUCAGCCCUUACCGACGAGAACCGAGAGAUUCGCGAGCUAGCCGAGUUUGGGCUGGUGGACUGUGUACUGAAACGGAAUACACAUGUCUUUUACCACCGGUUCGUGGAGUGCCUCUGCUACUUCAACUCUUACCGAGGUUGCAGUGGCCAGGCGUCGCAAGAAAAUGUUGUUGAGACGACCGAGCGGGACCGGCGCCUGUUCAGCCUCGAAGGCGAAGGGCGGCGCGACCAGCGUAUGGCGUUGUACCGCUUCAUGUUGCUCAACAUGCCGGAUGAAGAUAGGUUCAAGCUGACCCUUGCACUGACCCAGAGUGUGCUUGUGCCCUGUGCGGACGAGACAAACACAGGCCCCGGCAUGGAAGAGGAGUGUCCCGAGCUGCUGCACGACACAUUGUGGGUGCUGUGCUCCGAAGAGAUUAAACUGCAGACCAUUGCAGCUGCAGCUGAGGAUGCAGCUACAGAGGAGGACCCUGCCCAGGCCUUGCUGCACACCACACGCAAAACAAUACUUAGCACUGUGGUGCGGGUAAAUUUGGUGGAGAACGUGAUUCCCGUGGUCAUCGCUCUCAAGAACAAGUUGGAGGCCGCCCGGUCACCGCUGCUGCGGUCACUGCUCAUGUUCCUGCGCGAGCUGAUGCGCGACUACAAGGCGGAGGUCAAGGACAUGCUGUCGGCGGACAAGAAGCUGGCCAGCGAGGUCGCCUUCGACUUGCGGCGCCUGGAACGGGAGGAAGAGGAAGAGGCCGCAGCCGAGGGCCACCCGGCUGCAACACCAAAGACGCCUGCACGCGCUGCCAACCCGGAGCUCAGGGAACUGCUCGACACGGCGCGUAAGCUCAGAGAAGAGGCCAUCAAACGGCGUUCUAUUGUGGUGCUGCCAGAAGUGGCAUCCGAGGAAGGGAUUGCACAGCAACAGAAUGGCAAUGGCGAGGCCGUAACCGAAGUAGUCACCGAUUCAACUGCCGCCACGGAAAACGGUGUUGAGAGUAAUCCUCCGGAUUCAACUGCUGCCACAGAAAAUGGUGUCGAGACUAAUCCUCCAGAGGAAGCAACUGCCGACAAGACCUCUUCGAAACGCACACCCAGCGGGACACGGACAAACAGCCGGGCUAGCUCGUUGGCUAGCCUCAGAUCCAGCAAAGGUAGCUCCAAAGCCACUCCAACUGGACGACCGAAGAACUCGUCACUUAACAUAUCUACAGCGUCUGCAGCCAGUGAGUCUUCUUGCGAUGCCACAUCACUGAGGGGUUCCAACAGCCGUGCCAACAAGUCGGCACGAAAGGGGCUUGCGAUGGACCUAGCGAACUGUGAAGUACAAGAGCGGGCAAAAGGAGACGUUCCGACGGAAGACGUUGCACCGGAUUCCCCGCUGUCACGGUGUUCCAGUUUAUCCGAUCUCAGUGACAUCAGUGUGCUGUCCAACGAAGAUGCCACGGGUGGAACUAAGAAAAGAAUAAGAAAGAACAGCCAGACUCGGACAUCUCCUGAAGUUCGCACGUCUGGGAGGCUUCGCUCGCCAAGGAGGCGGUUUCCAAUCGAACUUGGCGAAACGGACUCGGUACAAAGCUCACCACCACAAAACUUGGCAUCGCCAGUCAUCGAUUCACCGGUGCAUUCAGACACGGAUGAUGGCGAGUUUAAGAAACCAGCAAAGACUGUGCAGCCUGCAAAAAAACUCGGUCGAUCACUGUCUAGUCCAAGUGGUACUCAGAGCAGUACGCCUGUGCUUGGUGACCGAAGAAAAAGGCUCUGUAAGUCUCCCGAUCUCAGUGUUAUUAAAUGACGUGCGUGUGUUAUUUUACAACUUCACAGCAAAAACAUAAGGAAGCAUAUGUGCUUUUUUUAUCGUGUCGUACUUUUAACAUUUUGUGACGACUGUGUAAUAAUGUACACAAAGAAUUUGUAUGUAUAUUUAUUUUUAACAAACAUUAAAACAUGAUGUAGGAUGGCGA
Molecule: messenger RNA, 5206 nt
Organism: Rhipicephalus sanguineus (brown dog tick)
Lineage: Eukaryota; Metazoa; Arthropoda; Arachnida; Ixodida; Ixodidae
Product: condensin-2 complex subunit D3
Exons: 5
Coding region: 178-5037 (1619 amino acids)
Biological process (GO): meiotic chromosome condensation; mitotic chromosome condensation
Cellular component (GO): condensed chromosome, centromeric region
Molecular function (GO): histone binding
Source: RefSeq, a predicted model, not a curated record